Eutrema salsugineum is the source of this 2984-nucleotide messenger RNA. RefSeq names its product nuclear poly(A) polymerase 4. The transcript is spliced from 12 exons. NCBI's taxonomy places the organism in Eukaryota, Viridiplantae, Streptophyta, Magnoliopsida, Brassicales, Brassicaceae. Bases 427 to 2793 code for a protein of 788 amino acids. Gene Ontology annotation, cellular component: nucleus. The record is from RefSeq and is a predicted model, not a curated record. Gene Ontology annotation, molecular function: RNA binding; poly(A) RNA polymerase activity.
CCUAAUAUAUCUUCCCGAAACACAACCCUUUUCUCUCCAUCUCCCUCGUGCCCCCUUCUUCUCGAUCCCUCUCUCUUCUCUCUGAACCUCCAGUCCAUCAUUUUAACCUCUCUCAGAUUCUCCUCCGUCUUUGACUUUUUUUUUGACAUCCUAGUCGCUUUCCCCUUCCAUCGAUUUAGGGCUUCCGCUUACCCCUUCGAGUUUUUUUCCUCUUGUUCUUAAUAAAGUUUAUGCUUUUGAUUUCCUUUUUUGGUUCCCUCCUUCUGCAAUUCCCGUCACAACUCGCUCUUUCCCUGUCGAGGUCCCGAAUUUCUCUUCUUGAGUGCGUCUGAUCCGAUCUCCCUCCGUUUAGCUUGCAGCGAGGCGGUGAUAUAUGGUUUCCUGCUGUUCUUCGGCUUGGAUCGCUUAGGAUUUUGUAAUUGUGUUAUGAUGGUGGGUACUCAACGUGUAGAUGGCUCGUUGCCGCCGGUGAAUUCUCCUAAAAGCUAUGGAAUUACAAAGCCUCUUUCCCUUGCUGGGCCUUCUUCGGCGGAUUUCAAGCGUAAUGUGGAGCUGGAGAAGUUUUUGGUUGACGAAGGACUCUAUGAGAGCAAAGAGAAUACCAUGCGGAGAGAGGAAGUUCUGGGGCGCAUUGAUCAGAUUGUAAAGCACUGGGUGAAGCAGUUAACCCAGCAGAGGGGCUACACGGAUCAAAUGGUGGAGGAUGCAAAUGCUGUCAUUUUCACCUUCGGAUCUUACCGACUUGGAGUUCAUGGGCCUGGGGCUGACAUUGAUACUCUGUGUGUUGGGCCAUCUUAUGUUAACCGGGAGGAGGAUUUCUUCAUCGUCUUGCAUGAUAUAUUGGCUGAGAUGGAAGAAGUGACUGAACUUCAACCUGUUCCUGACGCCCACGUUCCGGUCAUGAAAUUUAAGUUUCAAGGAAUACCGAUUGAUCUGCUCUAUGCUAGCAUAUCACUUUUAGUUGUGCCACAGGAUCUGGAUAUCUCCAACUCUUCUGUGCUGUGUGAUGUUGAUGAGCCAACCGUUCGGAGUCUUAAUGGUUGUAGAGUUGCUGAUCAGAUUCUUAAACUCGUUCCAAAUUUUGAGCACUUCCGAACAACGUUAAGAUGCCUGAAGUACUGGGCUAAGAGACGUGGCGUCUACUCAAAUGUCACUGGAUUUCUGGGCGGUGUAAACUGGGCACUUUUGGUUGCUCGUGUGUGCCAGCUCUAUCCAAAUGCAAUUCCUAGUAUGCUGGUUUCUCGGUUUUUCAGAGUAUAUACUCAGUGGAGGUGGCCGAACCCCGUCAUGCUUUGCGCAAUAGAAGAGGAUGAGCUUGGAUUUCCUGUCUGGGACCCUCGAAAGAAUCAUCGCGACCGUUAUCACCUUAUGCCAAUAAUAACUCCAGCUUACCCAUGCAUGAAUUCUAGUUACAAUGUCUCUCAAAGCACUCUUCGCGUUAUGACAGAGCAGUUCCAGUUUGGUAACAAUAUCUUGCAAGAGAUUGAAUUAAAUAAACAACACUGGAGCUCUUUAUUUGAACAAUAUAUGUUCUUCGAGGCAUAUAAAAACUACCUGCAGGUUGAUAUAGUAGCAGCAGAUGCAGAGGAUUUAUUGGCUUGGAAGGGCUGGGUGGAGUCACGGUUCAGACAGCUGACCUUAAAGAUAGAAAGAGACACAAAUGGGAUGUUAAUGUGCCAUCCCCAACCAAAUGAGUAUGUAGACACGUCUAGGCAGUUUCUGCAUUGUGCCUUUUUCAUGGGCUUGCAGAGGGCAGAAGGCGUUGGUGGUCAAGAAUGUCAACAGUUUGAUAUACGCGGUACGGUCGAUGAGUUCAGACAAGAAGUUAACAUGUAUAUGUUCUGGAAACCUGGGAUGGAUGUGUUUGUUUCUCAUGUUCGUAGACGACAGCUUCCACCUUUUGUUUUCCCAAAUGGAUACAGAAGGCCUCGGCCGUCCAGGCACCAAAAUCAACAGGGUGGAAAAUCUGGUGAAGAUGAGACUGUUUCUCAUUCCAGCUCUGUGGUCGAGGGGCAUGCCAAGAGAAAGAACGAUAAUGAAAUGAUGGAUGCGAGGCCAGAGAAACCUGAGAAGCGCGCAUCUCUUAGUCCACAGAGUCUAGACAUUGUUUCUCCUGAAAGUUGUGCUAUCACUACUGGUUGGACGCCUCCUAUUUGUAAUCUUAGAAGGCCACCUGGUGAGGAAAUUGAGGCUGGAAAUUUGAACACUGAGGAUACUGAAGUCACAAACUUUGCUAGAGGUGAGCGUAACUCUGGCAGCGAGCAAGCUCUGGAAGUAGAUAGUAUGGCUCUUGUUCAAGAAUACUCUGAUCCGGCUGAGGCUAUGGGAAAGUCUGUGACACCUGAUUCUAGUGAUGUGGUAGCAUGUGAAAGUGGGCAGGAAGAAAACUUAGAUCGUGAUUUGAGGUCUGUAUCGAUCAGUGUAGUCAAUGAAGUUGAGAGGGAAUCAAACUUAUUUAGUGGGACGAGGCCAACUGGAGAAAUUGCCGACAGUGUUCAGCUGAGCAGAUCUUGUGGGCAGAACCAUGAUUAUGAGGGUUUUGGGUUUCCUGCUGCAAAUUCAGAUCCUUUUGUGGGAAAGGAAAACGUGUACUCUCAAAGUGGCAUGCCUGAAGACCUUCAGUCAAACUCUUUGGUCAGCGGGAUGGAGAAGACAGACGACAGAGCUAGGUCAGAAUCUAUGCAGAAGUCACAGAUAAGGCAAAAUAAUCAUUUCUUUAUGUUACUGUUUUAUUUUUUGGUUUCUUGGUGCUUUUAUAGCAGCAGCAGGUUAAGCUUAAAGUCCACUGUGUGAACAUCCUCUAGGCUGUUGACGUGAUAACUAGAGUCAUCAAGAAAACAGGAAGAUCAACUGAAACUGUUGCGGCGGACAGACGACAGAGUCCAAAACCUUUGGUAAGUUAAUUUUUUAUAUGGAAACAAAAAAAAAAAGAAAAAAGUAAAAAAUGACAGUGAAAAGUCUCAAAAAAAAAAAAGAAAAAAAAA